Lathyrus sativus (Indian pea) is the source of this 1278-nucleotide messenger RNA. NCBI's taxonomy places the organism in Eukaryota, Viridiplantae, Streptophyta, Magnoliopsida, Fabales, Fabaceae. The record is from the annotation of a GenBank genome assembly.
AUGGAGAUGGAGCGCAUGGUUGAAUUCUCACGCACUUACAUGGAUCGUCCCCCACGAAAGAGGGCGCGGUUGGGCUGGGAUAUUCCCGAAACCUCAAAGGCUCAGGUAGGAUUGUUUUGUGGACAAGAGGUUGAGAAUAUUUCAAGCUAUGCUCCUUCAGAACAUAUCACUAGUUCUCUAUUUAAGGGAGUUGCUCGAAAUGGUUCUCCCCCAUGGCGAGAUGACGACAAAGAUGGCCAUUACGUGUUUGAGCUUGGAGAUAAUUUAACUUCUCGCUAUAAGGUCCAUGGAAAAAUGGGUGAAGGAACUUUUGGACAGGUCUUGGAGUGUUGGGACAGAGAAAGGAAGGAAAUGGUCGCCAUUAAAGUUGUUCGUGCAAUUAAAAAGUAUCGAGAGGCAGCCAUGAUUGAAAUUGAGAUGCUGCAGCAACUUGCAAAACAUGAUAAAGGUGGCAAUCGUUGUGUGCAAAUACGGAACUGGUUUGACUAUCGUAAUCAUAUCUGUAUUGUGUUUGAGAAACUUGGACCAAGCUUAUACGAUUUUCUAAGGAAAAACAAUUAUCGUUCAUUUCCCAUUGAUCUUGUUCGCGAGAUUGGAAGACAACUAUUGGAAUGUGUAGCAUUCAUGCAUGACUUACACAUGAUCCAUACUGAUCUGAAGCCUGAAAACAUUCUUCUGGUUUCAUCGGAGUAUCUUAAAGUACCUGAUUACAAGAGUUCAUCCAGAGCACCGUUCUCCUUUUUCAAAAGAGUGCCCAAGUCAAGCGCCAUAAAGGUUAUUGAUUUUGGCAGCACUACGUAUGAACGAGAAAACCAGAAUUACAUUGUAUCAACACGUCAUUAUAGGGCACCUGAAGUUAUACUUGGACUUGGGUGGAGCUAUCCAUGUGAUGUAUGGAGUGUAGGUUGUAUACUAGUCGAGUUAUGCACUGGUGAAGCUUUGUUUCAGACUCAUGAGAAUUUAGAGCAUCUUGCCAUGAUGGAGAGGGUGCUUGGUCCAUUACCACAGCAGUUAUUGAAGAGAGUCGAUCGACAUGCUGAGAAGUAUGUCCGAAGGGGGAGACUGGACUGGCCAGAGGGUGCAACUUCGAGGGAGAGUAUUAAAGCUGUAAUGAAGCUUCCUCGUCUGCAGAACCUUAUAAUGCAGCAUGUCGAUCAUUCGGCUGGAGAUCUUAUACAUCUAUUGCAGGGGCUACUUAGGUUUGACCCCUUUGAAAGAGUUACAGCUAGGGAUGCUCUGAGACAUUCAUUCUUUAUGAGAGAUCACCUUAGGAGAUGA